Molecule: messenger RNA, 894 nt
Organism: Aspergillus versicolor CBS 583.65
Lineage: Eukaryota; Fungi; Ascomycota; Eurotiomycetes; Eurotiales; Aspergillaceae
Exons: 1
Coding region: 1-894 (297 amino acids)
Source: RefSeq, a predicted model, not a curated record
AUGUGGGAACCAGUAGGCAUCCCCUUUCAGAACUCCGCGCCGCUGCCGACUCUCCCCACCACGGAGGAAAUCCGCGCCUGCACUAAUGUUCUGUGGGAGACCAGCUCAUCCAAGGUUGUGGCGCUCAAUGACGAUAUUGUGGUUAAAUACGGCGGCUCUAUCAACACUUGGGAAGGCCAGGCUUUGGUCUACCUUGAGCGACAUGUCCCAGAAGUCCCGGCCCCGCGACUGUACGCGAUGUACCAUGAUUCCAAGCAACUCUUCUUGAUCAUGCAACGUGCUCCUGGCGUACCGCUGAAUUCCAUUUGGCCAUCGCUGGCGGAGUCGGAGAAGGACGACAUUGUCACCAAACUCCAACACGCAUUCGACGCAAUGCGAAAGGCCCAGUGUCCAUGGCCCGACUUCUUCGGAGGCCUAGACGGGGGCCCUGUUCCUCACUACCUAUUCUAUAGCCAACAUCAUGAAGGCGAGGGUUUCCUAGGGCCUUUCUCUGGCGAGCCUGCCUUCGUUGCAGCACUUGUUGGUAACUACAGAGCCCUGGUUGAAUUCAACAAGCGCCCAGACUACAAGGUUCGCUUCUAUGAAAAAUAUCUCGCCACCGUCCUUCAAGGGCACCGGCCUACAUUGACACAUGGGGAUGCUCAGCAGAAGAAUAUUAUGGUCGCAGAAAAAGCGGGCCUAUCCAACAGUCAAGGCGGUCGAUCCUUUGACGUCGUCCUGAUUGAUUGGGAGAAUUCUGGCUGGCUCCCUGACUUCUGGGGAUUUUUCUGUGCAUCGUACCCCCUUAUCUUCGACUGGCAUGAAGACUGGGCCGGGCGAGUGCAGGAGUUCGUUCAAGUGUGGCCCGCUGAGAUGGCCAUGAUGCAGCUGAUAGACAGGGACCUGGGCUGGUAA